This is a messenger RNA of Dendronephthya gigantea, 1212 nucleotides long. RefSeq lists its product as uncharacterized. The coding region runs from base 87 to 1046 and encodes 319 amino acids. NCBI's taxonomy places the organism in Eukaryota, Metazoa, Cnidaria, Anthozoa, Malacalcyonacea, Nephtheidae. The record is from RefSeq and is a predicted model, not a curated record. The transcript is spliced from 4 exons.
GCAACUCAGUCCAAUAUUAUUGUCCAAUAUGGUUUCCAGCUGAAAUCUGCCACCGGCAAACAUAAAUAAAACUUUUUGGAUGGAAAAUGGCAGAGUUUAUUUCAAAGCGGGGACAAGCUAUCGCGUCCGGAUCUCCCUACAAAAACGCUGAUGCCUUGCAAAGUCAACAUGCGACUCAUCGCGACAUAUUACGAUUUGGCAACAAAAUUUAUGAAAGAAAAUGUGCAGAACUGGAGAAAUUAAGGGAAGAGUCGUUAGCUGAGCUUGAGGUACGGCUUUGGCAGAUCGCUAACGAAGAACGAGACCAAGCUGUGAAGGAAACUUUCGAUCAGGGCCAAGAGGAACUCAAAAUAAGUCAGGAGAAUGCCAAGAAAGAGAAGGAGAAAGCUGUAAAAGCAGAAUGCAGGCGGGUCGAGGCAUACAUGAAGAAACAGUCUCAACAAAAGCUGGAGGAUGCGAAUGAAGCAUUUCAAGCGCAACUUAAGGAAGCUCUCCAUGAUGCAAGGAUAGAAUUUGAAGUCGAGAAAAUGUUGACAAUUCGUGAAGUUAGAGAACAAGAAAUAAACAAUGCAGUGGAGGAGGCUGCGAAAACAGCAGAAUUGGAGGAAUCAAAAAGAAGGAAGAUUAUCUUGGAAGCUGAGAAAGAAAAAGCUUAUUCUUUGAAGAAACUAAAAUUAAAGAUGGAAGAAGAGAUGCGAAAAAAGAUCGCAGAAGCUGAAGAAAGAUGCCGUCAGUUGGCUUUGGAAGAACUACGAAGAUAUGAAGAAGCACAUUCGGUUGAAAUGGAAAAACUUUACCAGAAACUUCGACAGCAAGAAUCUGAAUACGAUGAAAUGAAACUCCAGCUUUCCAGGAAAGAAAAUAUUCGCAGAAAAACCGAGACAAAAUUACGCGAAGUUGUCGAAGAGUUUCAGAAAUUUAUUGAUUUGACGAAAGGAUUCACAAAAGGCCAAUCCGAGUUCUUGCUGCCAGACAUCAACCUACUUCAGGACAUGUUAAAAGGUGCGGUUUCGUCUUGUCAAAGACUAAAAGAAGAUGAACUUUGAAUUGUGAAUGAUUGCACCGGAGCAGAGUUGUAAACUUUGUUUUUACCGAAAAAUUUUAUUACUCAAUAAUAUAUUUAUAGUUUAUCUUGUAAGAAUUGUUGAAACUAUCAUGUUUUUAAAACACUGAAGUAAUUUGUGGUUGAUUUUAGCCUAUUAAAUUUUGAUU